AUGGAAGUUCAGACAAGCAGACAUUUGAAGCAUACACAAUAUAAAGUUUAUGAGAAAAAUAAUAAAAAUGAAAUUAAUCAAAACAAUGAAAAGGUGUGUAUAAUAUGCAAAGUGCUUUUAAAUCGCCUAUAUUUGUAUGUUAAUGUUUAUUGUGACAAUAAAUAUAAUAAUUUUACCAAAUGGCUAGCCACUAAUUUCCGUAGUUUUAUUUUGGAGUUAUAUCAAAAUAAAAUAAAAUGUGUAUUUCCAAAUUUUCUUAAAAAUAAUUUAAAGAUUUAUACAUAUCCAGGCACAAAAAUUUUAACUAUCAAGUUGCAUAUACUUUUAUAUUUGUUUUAUUUCAAUACUAUAAAAAAACUAAUUGUACAAAAUAUUCUACUUUAUUUUUUACAAAUAUAUCAAAUAAUAUUCAUUUUUAUUUCGCAAUAUGCUUAUCGCAUUUUAUUAUAUAACAAUAAUAUAAUAAGUAACUAUCUUAAUGACACAAAAAUAAUUGUUAUCAAUAAAAAUAUUAACACUACCAAAUUAUUGGAUAGUAUAAUACUGAACAAGUCAUACAAUAAUAAUGUUUCAAAAAAUAACAAACUUUUGUGUGUAAAAAAAAUAAAACAAAAUGGAUAUCACAACAUAAACUUUGGAAUAACAAAAACACACCCCUUACAUCAUCAGUGCAAUAUUAUACACAGGAAACAAACAAAAUGUUAUUUGUCUAUCAUUCUUAGUCAACAUUUCAAAACGCGUACAUGCAGUAGUAACGAAAACAACAGCCAAGCCAAUUGCUCAAGCAAGCAUGAACAUAAUAAGCAAACAAAUAAUCCUAAUUGUAGUUCCAACCAAAUAGCCAAUAAUAAUGGAAAAAAUAAUAAUGGAAACAAUAAUAGCGGAAACAAUAGUGACGAAGACGAGGACAAGACGGGGAAUAAACGGAGUAAUGAUAUUUGUGAUGAAGAUGAAAAAGAAGAAAAUAUUUAUAACAAAAAUAAGGAAAAAAAAAAAAAUAUAUAUAAAAUUAAAAAAAAUAGUUCAAAAGAUGAACAUAAUUUAAUUAAUAAUACUCAAGAAUCUAAUUGUAUACCUAAUGAAGUUAAAAAAUGUGAUGAGUCAGAUCUUUGCAAUAAAAUAUUCUUAGAUACUGAUACAGCCAAAGAAAUUAAUCACACCAAUCAACGUCAUAAUAAGAUUGAAAAAAAAUAUAUAUGUUUAAAAAAGAAGAGAAGAUUACUAAAAAAUCUUUCUUUCGUAUCAUUCAAUGCAGGAUUACUAGAAUAUAAAAUAUUGGGAAUGUCUAUAUAUCAAAACCCGCCAUUUAUUUUAAACAGAUUAUUACAUAUGCCACAUGAAUUAAUAAAAACAAACACAGAUAUAAUAGCUUUACAAGAAGUAUAUAAUGAUGAACAUAUCGAAUAUCUUAUAAAUAAUUUAAAAUCAAUUUAUCCAUUUUAUGCAAAAGGAUAUUAUUGUAAUCCUAUAUUUGAGAAAGAAUUUAUGGAUUCAGACGAUCUAUCCGAAUAUGAAGAUGUUGAUCAUGUUAAGAAAAACGGAAUAAAAAAUAUUGGCCAAAAAAAAAGCGUACGAAAAAAAUAUUUUGCCUUGAAUCAUGGAUUGCUAGUAUUUAGUAAAUAUCCUAUUAUAUAUUCUUGCUUUCAUAAAUUUAAAGAUGUAACAUAUUUAGAAUAUUUAUUUGGAACUAAGGGUUUUCUUGAAGUUAUUAUAGAUGUUCCGUAUUUUGGUAGAAUCGCACUUUUUAAUAUACAUUUAGCUAGUGGUUCUACAAAUACGGAAUCAAAAUAUAUAGAAAAAAUUAGAGACUAUGAAAUAAAACAAAUUAUACGAACUACACGUAAAGCUCAAAAAAAAAAUACAAUCCCAAUUAUUAUUGGAGAUCUAAAUGCUUCUCCUCAUUCUUCUCCAAAUAAUUAUUCCUCAUUUAUUAAACAUGGCUGGAAAGAUGCUUGGCUAUAUGCUAGAAAUAUUAAAAAAAAAAUUCACAAAAUUGCUAAAAAUAAAAAAAGUUGCAAAAAUUCAGAUAACAAAAGUAUAUUCCUCAAAAGAGGUAUAAACCAACCAUCAAAUGUGUCAAAGCAAAUAAUUCAAAACACAAGUGAUGUAAACGAAAACGAAAAUGAAAACACUCCUUUGCUCAAUUCAAAUCAUGAUAAACCCCAAACUGAAGUAAGUUUUGAUAUGAAAGAUAGCUAUACCAUAAAUAUAUUCAAUGCAAACAGCCAAAAUAAAUAUUUGGACAUAAAAAUGGAGAAAAAAAAAAAUACUAUAGGAAAUGCUGCUCAAAAUAAUAUGGUAAAUAUAAAUGAAUUUAAAUAUGAUUUAAAGUUUUCUUCAUCUGAUCAAAUAACAAAUUGUAGCCACAAAAAUCGAAGCAGUCAUCACAAAAGGGUAGACACUAAUGAUGAAACAUAUUUCCAAAAUUUUUCAAACUUAAAUAAAAAUAAUAACCUUAAAAUAUUUUGCAAAAAUAAUAAAUCAUUGCAAAAUUUAACACAUUUUGAAUAUUAUAAAAAUAGUGAAAACAAAAUUGAAAAUAACAAACUAUCUAUUUCAACUAUACACUUAGAUGAUAUAAAUAGUAAUCUUACCUUCAUAGAUGAAAAUAAAAAUUUUAACAAUUCAAACAUUCUCGGCAAUUCAAACAUUUUCAGCAGUUCAAACAUUUUCAGCAAUUCAAACAUUCUCGGCAAUUCAAACAUUCUCGGCAAUUCAAACAUUUUCAGCAAUCAAUAUAAUAACACAUUUGAACAGAUACCAUCAAAAUUGUAUUUAAGUAACGAAUUUGAAAGUAGUAAUAUUAAAACGAAAAAUAUUUCACAGAAUUAUUCCAUGUGUGAAACUGUUAAUUAUGAUGAUAAGUAUGUUACAAGUUUUAUUUGUGAUCACCCUAAUAAUUUUAGUAAACACAAUAGUCAAUCUUAUAGUAAUAUAUAUCAAAAUUAUAAUAGUUCAUAUAAAAGAAAAAAACAAGGAAGGUCUUUUGCAGCCAUCUCAGAAAUAUAUAAUUGUAAACUCUCUUCAAAUCCUAAUUAUUAUAAAAAUAUGUCAAUAUCAAAAAGUUUUAUAAAUUGUAGUAAUACUUCAAGCAAACUUUCUAGUAGCAGUGAACAUUCAUAUAUUGAUAUAUAUGAUAUGGAAGGUUCUGAAGUUAAAAUUUUUUACAAUAGUGAUGGAAAUUGGGGUAUUAAAAAGAGUAAAAAUAAUAACAUAAGGAAGAUUAAAAAAUCUAAAAUUAAUUUCAAAUUAUGUCAACACUCAAAAUAUCAAUUAAAUUCAAAUAAUCCGAAUUGCCAAACCAAAUGGGCUUCAUUACGAUUCAAACCCCGCUUCCUAAAAAUUCGAGACUCAAAUUAUGUUGAAAAAAUGAAAAAAACAAAACAAUUUUCAAAAAUGUCAAAUAAAGUAAAACAAAUAAGGAAAAAGACAAAAUACUGUGUUAUUAUAAAAAAUAAAAAAUAUCAUAAAAGUUUGAAAUAUAAAACAAAAAAUUUAGUUUACCUAAAUAAUAGAGAAACACCAAAAGAAUAUAGAAACAAUAAAAUGAAAGGAAAAAAAAAUAAUAUAAAAAGAAAGUCGAAAAAUAUUACCAGACAUAAUAAUGUAACAAAAAUGAUUAAUAAUAAAAAUGUACAAAAAAAAUCAAGUAAAAUUUUAUUAUUAGUUUUUUUAAAAAAAUUAAAAUAUAAAACUAUAAAAAAAGUAAUUAAAAAAUUAUUUAAAUUUGAAAAAGAAAAAAAUGAAGACACAACAGAAGAUCAACAUUUGUUAUAUUACAAUUUGAAUGAUCUAGAUGGAAAUAAUUAUAUGGGAGAUAAACAAAACUUUUUAGACAUCCUUUUUAAUAAUAUAAGGGAAAAAAAUAAAAAAAAUAAUAACAACAAAAAUAACUUUCUAAAUAUAAGUAGUUCUAAGAAAUGCCAUACACAAAAUGAAAAAAAUCAAAAUGAAAUUUACAAUUUACUUCAAACAUUUCAAACAGAUGAAUCUAUUUUAAAUGAUGAAAUAACAUGGGAUCCUCUAAACCCUCUAAAUAUAAUUGGGCCUCAUUCUUCUUGCUCAGCUCUUCGAUGUGACUAUAUCUUUUUCCCUCCUAUAAAUAGAAAUAUUUUAAAUACUUGCUUUAGUAAAAAUAAUAAUAAGAAGAAGAAUAAUGAAAAUGAAGAUGUACGAAAAAAUAUAGGCACUCUAUUAAACUCCAAAAAUAAUGAUAUGCCUUAUGAGCAAUGUGAUUUUCCAUUGUCUGUAAAUAAUAAUAAUGAACUUGAUGUUUUAAAAUACUACUUUAUUAAAAAUGCAAAAAUAUUAUUCAAUAAACCCUCUGUAAUAAUUAAUUCAAAUUAUAAUUAUAAACAUCCAAAUUGGCAUUCUUUUGGUGUUAAGACACAUAAUAUAAAUUUUGUAACACUCUCUGAUCACUAUGCUAUACAAAUUGAUUUGCAACUAAAAAAGAAAUACAACAAUUUGAGGGAUACGCCAAACGCUUGUUAUAGUGAAUAG
Molecule: messenger RNA, 4503 nt
Organism: Plasmodium vinckei vinckei
Lineage: Eukaryota; Apicomplexa; Aconoidasida; Haemosporida; Plasmodiidae
Product: conserved Plasmodium protein, unknown function
Exons: 1
Coding region: 1-4503 (1500 amino acids)
Molecular function (GO): sphingomyelin phosphodiesterase activity
Source: RefSeq, a predicted model, not a curated record